AUGGUGCCUACAUCGCUCGCGGGCCUUCCUGAGCAUAUCCCUCGACACCCUCCCCCCGUCAUUCCCACUCCUUCCGCAGCUGCAAACUCGGGCGGGCCUCAGGUACUCCAAGAUCCUCAAGAGGAGUCUCAACCGAACGCAGCACCACCUGUUAUGCGUUACUUCGUCGACACUGUCGCCAAUCGCUUCCGCAUAUUUCGCCGCUACUUCCGUACACCUGUGCAAGAUCCUGAAGAGGGCAGGACACUUGACACCUUCGCGGAUGCCCCCACACAUGUUCGCGCCUCAGACCACCACGAACCACUUCAAUCGUUCGGGGUCUCCAAUACGGGUUCCGUCCAGACGUUGUCUUUCGCGCCGUUCCUCAAUGCCACGGUCUUUCGCCUCAUGAGGUGGUUCUACUCGUCUUCGUUCACCAAGUCCAUCGCUGGACUUAACUCACUCGUCCACGAAGUUCUUCUGGCGGACAACUUCAGCCGAGAGGACCUGCACAGUUUCAGUGCAGCACGGGAGAUGAAGCGCAUGGACGACCAUCAGGCAACGUCGGAGGCGGGUACAUUCUCUGCGUCCAACAAGUGGCGGGAGGGCUCAGUCAAAAUCGGGGUUCCAAAGCCGAAGAACUUCCUCGUUCACGGCGACUCGGAGGCAAAUGCGCCGCAGAUGGUGGUCGAUGGCAUCUGGUACCGAACUCUGUGCGAUAUCAUUCAAAUGGGUGCUCAAGCAGCCAGCGCACGAUCCGCUCACUGGAUUCCAUUCGAGCUCUAUUGGCAACCACCGCGCUCGCCGGAGCGGGUCUCUCCUCAAGAUGCGGAUUCUUCUAUCGGCCCCGACACGCCAAGCCUGCCAUCAACUCGUAUCUACUCAGAGGUGUACAACUCACAAGCUCUCCUCGAUGCUGAUGCCGAGCUCCAGUCCCAACCCCGCCACCCUGCCGAUUCCGACAGUGAUGUUGAGUAUGCAGUCGCUCCUCUCAUGCUAUACUCGGAUUCAACACACCUCACAAACUUCGGGACCACAUCGCUCUGGCCCCUAUACGUCUGGUUCGGCUGGUUGUCCAAGUACGAACGGGGCAAGCCCAGCGCAUUCGCGGCACAUCAUCUGGCAUACAUCCCUUUGCUUCCUAAAACCAUCCAGAAGUGGUAUCAGGAUCAGUUCGGCGAGCCUGCUACAGAAUCUAUACUCCGCUUCUGCAAGCGCGAGCUCAUGCAAAAGAUCUGGGAGCUGCUUCUCGAUGACGAAUUCCUGCUCGCAUAUAAAGAAGGCAUCUUGAUCGUUUGCGCAGACGGCAUCACCCGUCGUCUUUUCCCUCGCAUUUUCACGUACUCGGCUGACUAUCCCGAAAAAUGCCUCAUCGCUUGCGUCAAACCUAUGGGAAAGUGCCCCUGUACCGACUGCCAUGUCCGCAAGACUGACAUCCAUCUCAUGGGUACCAAGCAAGAUCUAAGGUGGAUCGAGAAUGUGAGGGGCUGGGUUUUCGAACAGGGUAUCGACCCCGAGUCCAAGCACAUGAAUGAUUCACCGCUCAAUGAGCACUCUACAACACCGGCACGGAAUGCCUUUUCAACACGCCUCGCUGCAUUUGGAUUCGAUGUGUAUCGCAUACUCGUGCCUGAUCUCAUGCACAAGUUCGAGCUGGGAGUGUGGAAGUCAACACUCACACACCUCCUACGGUUGGUGAUCGCUCUCGGGGGGGACAACAUCCAGACCCUAGACUCAAGAUUCUCGCAGGUCCCGACCUUUGGAAGGUCUACGAUACGACCAUUUGGGUCAAAUAUGUCGGGUCUCAAAAAGCUUGCUGCUCGAGACUAUGAAGAUAUCCUUCAGUGCUCGUUCCCCUGCUUCGAAGGGCUCGGCUUCGUCUCUCCAUCACACAACAAGAUCGUCCUGGACAUGAUCUUCCGAUUGUCUACCUGGCACGCCCUGGCAAAGCUUCGCCUUCAUUCAGAGGACUCCUUACGCUACAUGGAACACGUGACGACCCUGCUUGGCGCUACAAUGAGGUCCUUUGUUCGUCAUGUCUGCUUGGCAUACUUGACGAAAGAACUCCCUAAGGAGACAGCAGCUCGUCAACGACGAAAGGUUGCCACCACCGCCUCCAUCAAGGUCUUCGAUCUCAACACGAUCAAGUUUCAUAAGAUGCCUGAAUAUCCGAGAAGCAUUCGCCAAUUUGGGACAACAGACAACACGACAACGCAGCCAGGAGAGCAAGAACAUCACCACGUCAAGGAGUUCUACGACCAAACGAACAAGACAUUGUCGUUUGUGGGCCAGAUAGCACGACGGCAGGGGCAUCAGGUGCUGUUGCACGAAAUCUCAUCGCACGCAGACGUGCCGCAGCCUCCUCUGCGUAAGAAAAGGAAAUUGAACCCUGAGGAGUUGAGUGCCGAUCUUCGCAUUCCUGGUGACACCAAGGAGUCACUCUCGUCGACAUCACCCAAGGACCACCAUCACGUCUCGUUUGAACAACGGGAGCACGUCAACAUCAAGACGUUCGUGCACAAGAACAAGGAUGACAUCGCGUGUACGCCCUCAUCUCGACCUCUUGGUCUUUGUGGGCUAGACAUCCCUCGCGUGACUCUAGUUUGCGUCUGCUUUGCGCCUAGUGCCGGCAACGCCUCUGCACCACUACAUCGAGGUCAUCCAACCUCCAUCUCCACCCAUCCACCCCUCCCUCUCCUCCGAUUGGUGUUCGCGGCCCGCUCCUGCGUCAACCUGUAUAACCGGGUGCAUGGGCAUGACGCCUCGACACUCAGCGAUGUGGCUUCGGUCCAUAUCAGAAAAGAUCAAAUGUGGCUUCACAAGACGCUUCGUGUCAACUACACCACCUACGAUAUGCGUCGCGAGCAAGACUCCGUCAACCCGAGCAGCCACGCUGACGUGAUGAUGCUCGCGGCUCGUCCGGAUGAAACCACUGACACGGAAGGCGAUCACCCCUAUCUAUAUGCUCGGGUACUCUCUGUGUUCCAUGUUAACGUUACUCUCCGGUCAGAGCCCCUCAUCGAGCCUCGCCCUAUCCACGUGCUCUGGGUACGCUGGUUUGAGCUAGACACGUUCACCCCCGGAGGAUUCAACACUCUCCGUCCCCACCGCCUCCGCUUUGCACCUGUGAGCGAUGCCUUCGACUUCAUUUCCCCCGACCGGAUCCUGCGUAGUGUGCAUCUUAUACCUGCAUUUCAUCACGGUCGCUCCGACGUCGCUCUCAGAGGUCCAAGUAUUGCACGCAUUGAGACGGACGACAUCGCCGUUGAGGACGACUGGAAUUACCACUAUGUUGGCAUGUGGUCAGACCGUGAUCUCUUUAUGAGAUAUUUUGGUGGUGCUGUCGGACAUCUGCACAUCAGUGCUGAAGCACACGUCACCCCCGCCAUCGAGGAUUCGGGUGAUGCUUCGGAGCUUGUCCACCCAUCCAACGUCGAGAAUGCUGCCGGCGGUUCCACCAGCAACGCAACUUCAGAGGAUGAACUUGAACAAGAAGAGUCGGAGGAUGACAGAGAAGAAGCUCUCAAGGACGUCGGGGAGCUCAACGGCGAAGACGGGGACGACGACGAGCACGCUCUUGACGGGUACGCCGCUCUAUAG
Molecule: messenger RNA, 3579 nt
Organism: Epithele typhae
Lineage: Eukaryota; Fungi; Basidiomycota; Agaricomycetes; Polyporales; Epitheliaceae
Exons: 13
Coding region: 1-3579 (1192 amino acids)
Source: RefSeq, a predicted model, not a curated record